This is a messenger RNA of Mesorhabditis belari, 161 nucleotides long. The record is from the annotation of a GenBank genome assembly. NCBI's taxonomy places the organism in Eukaryota, Metazoa, Nematoda, Chromadorea, Rhabditida, Rhabditidae.
GGACGCAUCAACUUUUGCCGAUUUACGGGAGAACUUACGAGUCAUUUACAAAAAUAAAGUCCACGUUCGAAUCAUAUGCUGAGGAUUACUUACCUUGUUUACGCAAAUUCGACACUGGAGUUAACCAAUUGAUUCAAACUCUCAACGAGAUCCGUGAUGCC